AUGACUCCAAAUUAUAUGUGUUUUGUUGAGGUUCGGGUGGUGGACGGAGAUCUGCAUGAGGUGCUUGGGCAGCAGAUCAGCCCGGAGCUCCGGGGCCGCCUUGCCCUGUCCUGCAGCUACAGCAGCAAGGUGUGGCUGGUCGGCGAUAGGCUGACAGCGCGGGAGCAGGAGAAGGCGGAGCUGGGUUGCAAUAGAAUCCCAACAGGACCGACGCUGAAGGACCUGGACAUGUGCUUCUUGACAUUCCAUUGCUUGGCAACACCUUCCAAGGCCAUCCCACCACACCAGCAAUGCCCCGGCUUCGAGGGAAUCGGCCACUUCACCACCGCAACGGGCAGGCUUUCCCUGCCCGCCUUUGGGUUGGCAUCCUACAAGCUCCGCGGCUCCCUGUGGGCGUCCAACGGUGCCCCGGAGCAGGAGAGUGUCACGUCGCUGAUGCAGGAGGCGGACAACUGGCUCCACUGCGUACAGGUAGACCACCCGGACUUCCGGUUCUUUGUGUCCCACUUCGGCAUGACGUGGAGAUGA
Molecule: messenger RNA, 528 nt
Organism: Triticum dicoccoides
Lineage: Eukaryota; Viridiplantae; Streptophyta; Magnoliopsida; Poales; Poaceae
Exons: 3
Coding region: 1-528 (175 amino acids)
Source: RefSeq, a predicted model, not a curated record